This is a messenger RNA of Symbiodinium pilosum, 582 nucleotides long. The record is from the annotation of a GenBank genome assembly. NCBI's taxonomy places the organism in Eukaryota, Dinophyceae, Suessiales, Symbiodiniaceae.
AUGGAAGAAGUGAGGCAGAAUGGCAGCACUGCCACAGUCUGGUUUGGAGAUGAACCUGUCUUCGGCCACAAUGCCGACCGUGGCGCGUGGCUCCACCCCAGCAGUGAAUGCGGACGGGACGACAUCCCGGUUCCGCCGGAAAAAGAGCAAGAUUCAAAGUGGCGCUCGACCGUGGACUCCCGCAGGGCCUCGCAUGAGCCCAAGGUCGGCAAGCGAUACAAGUGUUGGUGCUGCAGAUGGCUGCGCGAAGUGCAGCGACACCACGCCCAAGGCGAGGUAAUCUGCUGCGCGGUAUCAAACAUCUUCAACUCAGAUUGGGUCGAGUUGUACGGCGCAGGAUCAUCAGAGUUGUCGGACGCGGACGCCGAAGCGCACGGCCUGCCAAAGGAAGUUUUCCGCAAUGAGCGCCCCAAGGGCUGGGGCCAAGGCCGAAUCCGAAUAUCUGGCGGAUUUGGGGGGGAUUUCGAUCGCAAAGCACCAGUCCACCCGCGGACAAAGAAGCCAUUGGGGGUUGGAUGCCGCUGGGAACGCCAAGCUUUGGAUGGCAUGGGUUUUCCGGUAUAUGCCUUUUUCAUGCCCUGA